AUGCCAUCGCAAGUUUCACCAACGAGCUCUUGCUACGAGCAAUAUACGCUCUCAACGCGCUCCAACGACCACGUCUCAGUCGAAGCGAGCGCCUCAUUUGCCGGCAAAGCAGCGCUGGCGAAACGAAAUCCGUGUAUAUUGAGCUGGAAAGGCUUAUCCUACUCGGUCAGCACCAAGAAGAAGACUCCCAAGUGUCCUGACGGCAAGAAAGACAUCCUCUUUGAGGUCACGGGACGAUGUGCACCAGGAGAGCUCACGGCCAUUAUGGGGCCGUCCGGGUCUGGCAAGACCACGCUGCUCGACAUCUUGGCCGAUCGCAUCUGCUCCGGCACUAUCAAAGGGGACAUCUUGCUCAAUGGAGAAUCAAGGAAUACUAAAAUGUUUCGAGCCGUGUCGAGUUAUGUGGCUCAGGAAGAUUCACUGUUGGGCUCAUUCACAGUGUUGGAGACGCUGGAGAUGGCGGCCAGGUUGACGAUGCCCAGCGGUAUUCCAAGUCUCACUACAGCCAAGCGCGUACAGAGAGUUAUCGACGAUAUGGGCCUUCGAGUGUGUGAGAACACGAUGGUGGGGGAUCUUUUCCACAAGGGGAUCUCCGGCGGCCAGAAACGCCGACUCAGCAUUGGGAUUGAGAUGCUGUCGGACCCGUCGAUAAUUCUUCUGGAUGAACCAACGUCUGGCCUCGACUCUGCGUCGACGUUCAACGUGAUCAAGCUCGUCUCGCGCUUGAGUAAGGAAGGCAGGACGGUCAUCUGCACAAUCCACCAGCCUUCGUCGCUCGUGUAUGAGAUGUUCACGAACGUGGUGAUCCUCACCGCUGGUCAGACCGUGUACUUCGGUCCACGCACGAAGACAAUCAGCCACUUCUCGUCUUUAGGCUACCACUGCCCUCAAUACCAAGACCCGGCCGAGUACUUCAUCGAUCUAGCGAACACGGACUUCGAGGGCCACGGAGAUAUCGUCCAGCUGAUCAACGGAUACGCGUCCAGCGCGGUCGCCGUCCGCAUUCUCAGCGCCAUCCGUAACGACUCGACAGGUGUUCACGCCAUCAAGUCCACGAUGUUGACGGCCGCGUCGCCAUUUCAGCAAUUUCUUGUGCUGCUGCACCGAAACCUGGUCAACAACUUCCGCAACCCUGGAAUCUACUGGAUCCGACUGGUGACAUACACGACCCUCUCCUUCAUGGCCGGGACCAUGUUCCUGUCCUCGAAUGAGAAGAUCGUGGCCACCGAUCUCGUGCUGCUCAUCACGUACGUCAACAUCUACCUGGUCUUCAUGUCCAUCGCUGUGUUGCCCUUCUUCAUCGAGCAACGCGCUGUGUUUCUGCGGGAACGGACCAACAGUGGCCUGAAUGUGGCCAGCUACGUGGUGGCCAACUUUCUCGGCGCAUUGCCCGGUUUAUUUCUCAUCGCUCUGAGCUCCAGUCUUCUCAUUGUGUAUUUGGCCGGGCUGAGAUCCUUCGGCGUGUUCCUCUUCGUGGUGUUCCUCUCGCUUGUCAUAGCCGAGAACCUCAUGCACCUCAUUUCCGCUGUCGUGCCGGAAUUCAUCAUCGGCAUGGCCUUGGGCGCUGCGAUUUUCGGGUGUUUUAUCUUGGUCAUGGGACUUUUUGCGCCGGGCCCCGCCAUCCCCGACUACUGGCGCUGGAUGCAUCGACUGGGGUUUCUCUCCUGCAGCUUCGAGGCGCUGAUCUUCAACCAAUUCGGUGAGGAUUUGACUCCUGCCGGGCUGGCCGUGCGGGCCAAGUUCAUCCCGGGCGAAGUGCACGUCGGCCACGACAUGGCCGUGCUGGCCGGUAACGCGGCCGCCUUCGAUCUGCUCUUCGCCGCCAUCCUGUACAAGUUCCACACCGGCCGUCGAUAG
Molecule: messenger RNA, 1857 nt
Organism: Phytophthora sojae
Lineage: Eukaryota; Oomycota; Peronosporomycetes; Peronosporales; Peronosporaceae
Product: ABCG transporter ABC superfamily
Exons: 1
Coding region: 1-1857 (618 amino acids)
Cellular component (GO): membrane
Molecular function (GO): ATP binding; ABC-type transporter activity; ATP hydrolysis activity
Source: RefSeq, a predicted model, not a curated record